ACUGACCAAGAUGACCCUCGUGCCCCUGCACCACGUGCACAGCUGAUCCUCUUUCAUCUCCUCUCACUACACCGGCCGCGUGAUCUCCAUGGGAACGUCGUCACGCACAAGGAAGUGAACGGGACUACUUGACAGUGAGCUUGCUUAGCAUGGCAGCAAAGGCAGUUCUGCCAAGGAGGGCCGACCCCACCGAGCUGAAAGCGAUAUUUGAAAAGUACGCCAGUGUCAAGAAGAAUGACGAGUGCUUCAUGUCACCGCAGGACUUUGUGACCCGUUUCCUCCAUGCCCACACAGACAUUAGGCUUUCAGAUGAGGCCACGGCGCUGUUGACUGGGGUGGUGGACCAGAAGAAAGAUGGGCUGAUCUCGUUCCAGGAGUUUGUUGCGUUCGAGUCGGUGCUGUGUGCCCCUGACGCCCUCUUCAUGGUUGCCUUCCUGCUGUUUGACAAAACAGGCAAUGGAAUGGCCACCUUUGAGGAUGUGAAGCAGGUCUUCAGCCAGACCACCAUCCACCAGCACAUCCCCUUUAACUGGGACUGCGAGUUCAUGCGGCUGCACUUUGGCACCGAGAGGAGCAAGCAGCUCAGCUAUGGAGAGUUCACCCAGUUUCUCCUGGAGAUGCAGCUGGAACACGCGCGGCAGGCCUUCGUGCAGCGGGACCGGGCCCACAGCGGCUCCAUCUCGGCCCUGGACUUCAGGGACAUCAUGGUCACCAUCCGACCGCACAUGCUCACACCCUUCGUGGAGGAGUGCCUAGUGGCGGUCGCAGGGGGCAGUACGUCUCACCAGGUCAGCUUCUCAUACUUCAACGGCUUCAACUCGCUGCUCAACAACAUGGAGCUGAUCAGAAAGAUCUACAGCACGCUGGCUGGCCAUCGCCGAGACCUGGAAGUCACCAAAGAGGAGUUCAUUGUGGCAGCUCAGAGGUUUGGCCAGAUCACUCCUAUGGAGGUGGACAUCCUCUUCCAGCUGGCUGACCUGUCAGAACCACGUGGACGUGUUGGUUUAGUGGACAUUGAGAAGAUCGCUCCGCUGGAGGAAGGCGCCCUGCCCUACAACUUGGCCGAGGUCCAGAGACAGGGACGGCACGCUGGGCGGGGCAGACCAGACAAGGCAACAGCAAUCGGGCAGCGAUGCCUCCCGCCCCAUCCUCAUCCAGGUGGCAGAGUCGGCCUACAGGUUCACCCUUGGCUCGGUGGCAGGGGUUUUCUUUGUAUGUGUCCGUCCUACGGGCUGAGUCGUGAGAUGAGGCCGAGGCGACGGGCGACGUCUUCCUCAACACUGACCCCACAGUACUUUCCCCUUUCCUCUUUUUCCUGCUCUUCUCCUCAAUCUCCAUCUCCAGUCACACCUUGCUCAGCUGUGGGUGCCACAGCGGUGUACCCCAUCGACCUGGUGAAGACGCGCAUGCAGAACCAGAGGACUAGCGGCUCCCUAGUGGGAGAGCUCAUGUACAAGAACAGCUUUGACUGCUUCAAGAAGGUAGUGCGCUACGAGGGCUUCUUCGGCCUCUACCGAGGUCUGGUACCACAGCUACUGGGUGUGGCGCCCGAGAAAGCCAUAAAGCUCACAGUGAACGACUUUGUGCGAGGGAAGACCAGACAGAAAGACGGCACCGUCCCUCUGGCUGCUGAGAUUUUGGCUGGUGGUUGUGCUGGUGGCUCUCAGGUGAUCUUCACCAACCCUCUGGAGAUAGUGAAGAUCCGUCUGCAGGUGGCAGGAGAGAUCACCACGGGGCCCCGGGUCAGCGCCCUGUCUGUCAUUAGGGACCUGGGCUUCUUCGGACUCUACAAGGGUGCCAAGGCUUGCUUCCUGCGGGACAUCCCAUUCUCAGCGAUCUACUUCCCCUGUUAUGCCCACACCAAGGCCUACCUCAGUGACGAGGAUGGCAGGAUAGGGCCAGGCAAGAUGCUGUUUGCUGGGGCACUGGCAGGCAUGCCGGCGGCCUCUCUGGUGACCCCGGCAGAUGUGAUCAAGACCAGGCUACAGGUGGCGGCGCGCGCCGGCCAGACCACCUACAGCGGCCUGAUGGACUGCUUCUGGAAGAUUCUCCGGGAAGAAGGGCACCGAGCCUUCUGGAAAGGAGCUGGAGCUCGAGUUUUCAGAUCCUCGCCUCAGUUCGGAGUCACCCUGGUGACCUAUGAACUCCUGCAGCGGUGGUUCUACAUUGACUUUGGAGGACAAAAGCCGGCUGGCUCGGAGCCCACCCCCAAGUCUCGGAUCAGCCUGCCGGCGCCCAACCCCGACCACAUCGGAGGCUUCAGGUUGGCCGUGGCCACGUUCGCUGGCAUCGAGAGUAAGUUUGGACUCCACCUCCCACGCUACACGGUGCAGGCCUCGCCCCCCUCCCACAUGAGCACCCCCUGAACUGCUCGCUCCGUCUGUCCGCAGGGUGGGGGUGGAGGGGGGGAGGAUGGGGGAGUGAAAAACAGGGCUAUGUUUUUCAUACAUGCACUGAUAGAGACAGACUAGUCUUUUGUUUCUAGGAUUUUAAUUUAUUUAUGUGUUGCUGUUUUUUUUUUUUUUUUGUCUUUUAAAAACAUCAUAAUCUGUGAAACGUUCCAGUUGUAUGGUAGUCUAUAUGCAACCAUGUUGGUUAACACGCUACGUGACACCGGCUACUCAAAGAUGUAUUUGUGGUAGAACUGGUGUGCAGUGUUCUUUUUAAUUUAGGCGGUCGUGUUUGAUUGAGAUUGUAUAGGAUUUUACAUUCUGGUUGUUUUUCAUGCGGGGCAGUCGUACAUGCACACAGAAAGCAGAAGGGCUGGCAGAAGUUGGAUUGCACCUAGACCGCUUACUUUCUGGGAAAUAAUAUCAAUAACUAGAUAGAUGCAGCUGUUUCCAUUGUCUUCCAUUUGUUGCUUUAUAUUUAAAAGAAAAAAAUCUCCCCCAUCAUGUGGUCACACUAUUUGUUAAACAGGAAUAAUUCAUCAGAAAGUAAUAUAGCACACAUCAUACCGCCCUACUGUAUAUAUGAGAAACCAGAGAGACAUAUUUUCAUAUUUAUACUGCUUUUAUGGUCCUAUGUUGCUUUCUCAAUAUGUGGUAAUUGAUUAAAUAUAUCUACAAAGAAUAUGACCAAAAAGUGAUUGAAUGUAAAGCCACAGCGUAACAUACUGACUGUACACAGUGUUUGCUGUCUAAGGUGUUUGGUUUCAGAUCUCCAUGUGCUCAGAUGUUGUAAAAAUGUCGAUAAGGGAGAUGACACAGACUGCAGUUGUGUAGUGUGUAUGUGUCACGAUCGAGUAUUGGAAAUUGUACAGUACAGAGAAUGUAGUAUGUAUAUAUGGUGUGUAAUAAUUGUGCCUUACUGUAUGUAUGGCAGCAAUAUGUGUACUGAGAGUAAAGAGAAACUUACAUUAGUAAA
Molecule: messenger RNA, 3366 nt
Organism: Myripristis murdjan (pinecone soldierfish)
Lineage: Eukaryota; Metazoa; Chordata; Actinopteri; Holocentriformes; Holocentridae
Gene: slc25a13
Product: solute carrier family 25 member 13
Exons: 20
Coding region: 150-2366 (738 amino acids)
Biological process (GO): L-glutamate transmembrane transport; malate-aspartate shuttle; aspartate transmembrane transport
Molecular function (GO): L-glutamate transmembrane transporter activity; L-aspartate transmembrane transporter activity; calcium ion binding
Source: RefSeq, a predicted model, not a curated record